AUGCCAGCGGUGAUAGUUGUAAGCGGCAGGGAAUUUCAGGAGUUCGAAGGGAAGUUGACGUUCUAUGUGAUCCUAUGUGCAAUUAUUGCAGCCUUUGGAGGUUUAGUGUUCGGUUACGACAUUGGAAUUUCAGGUGGAGUAUCGUCUAUGGAUGAUUUCUUGGAAGAAUUCUUCCCAGCUGUAUAUCGUAGGAAAAAGAGCGUUCAAGAAAACAACUACUGCAAAUAUGAUGACCAGUACCUUCAGCUCUUCACGUCAUCCUUGUACCUUGCUGCCCUUGUAGCGAGCUUCAUUGCUUCCGAAGUGUGCACAAGAUAUGGACGGAGGCCCACCAUCAUGAUUGCGUCCUUGUUCGUUUUGAUAGGAGUCGUUCUGAAUGCAGCUGGUACAAAUAUCGCCAUGUUAAUUAUUGGAAGGAUUUCUCUCGGCUUCGGUGUUGGAUUUGCUAAUCAGGCAGUUCCUCUAUUCCUCUCAGAAAUUGCUCCCGCCAGAAUCCGUGGGGCGCUCAACAUCCUCUUCCAACUCUUGAUAACAAUCGGCAUCUUGAUUGCAAACCUGGUUAACUACUUCAUGUCGAAUGUCCACCCUUACGGAUGGAGAAUCUCGUUGGGCCUGACAGGUGUACCAGCUAUUAUUCUGUGCUUGGGUUCUUUGGUCAUAACAGAGACCCCCACCAGCCUCAUCGAGCGUGAGAGAUUCGAAGAGGGGAAAGAGACGCUAAAGAAGAUCAGAGGUACUGACAACGUUGAUGAUGAGUUUGAUCAGAUUCUAGCUGCUAGCGAUAUGGCCCGACAGGUCAAGAGUCCAUACAAGAAGCUCAUGAAGCGCUCUAGUCGGCCACCAUUGGUCAUUGCUAUACUCUUACAGAUCUUUCAACAGUUCACUGGAAUCAACGCUAUAAUGUUCUACGCACCCGUUCUCUUUCAGACGGUCGGAUUCAAGAACGACGCUUCAUUGCUCUCAUCGGUCAUCACAGGCCUUGUGAAUGUGUUAAGCACGAUGGUUUCCAUCUACUUGGUUGACAGGGCCGGCAGGAGGGUUCUGCUCCUUCAAGCAUCAGUUCAAAUGUUCAUUACACAGGCUAUAAUUGGGGCCAUUCUAACGAUGGACUUAUCGGCUACAGGCAGCCUUGGACGCACUGAAGCAGCCAUUGUAGUGGUACUAGUUUGCUUAUUCGUUAUGAGCUUUGCAUGGUCGUGGGGACCUUUGGGAUGGUUGAUUCCAAGCGAAACCUUCCCUCUGGAGACAAGAACAUCAGGAUUUGCCUUCGCUGUGAGCUCCAACAUGCUCUGUACCUUCAUCAUAGCACAGGCUUUCUUGUCCAUGUUGUGCACCAUGCAAGCUGGCAUCUUCUUCUUCUUUGCCGUGUGGAUACUGAUCAUGGGCUUAUUUGCCUUCUUCCUGUUGCCUGAGACAAAGAGCAUUCCUGUGGAUGAGAUGACCAAAAGAGUUUGGAAGCAACAUUGGUACUGGAGAAGGUACAUGGGUGAAGAUGAUCCAGAUGAAGAUGUUAGACAGCGGAAACUUGAAAUGGGGUCUUCUUAA
Molecule: messenger RNA, 1545 nt
Organism: Nelumbo nucifera (sacred lotus)
Lineage: Eukaryota; Viridiplantae; Streptophyta; Magnoliopsida; Proteales; Nelumbonaceae
Product: sugar transport protein 6-like
Biological process (GO): monosaccharide transmembrane transport
Cellular component (GO): membrane
Molecular function (GO): monosaccharide transmembrane transporter activity
Source: RefSeq, a predicted model, not a curated record